Molecule: messenger RNA, 321 nt
Organism: Talpa occidentalis (Iberian mole)
Lineage: Eukaryota; Metazoa; Chordata; Mammalia; Eulipotyphla; Talpidae
Product: mitochondrial import inner membrane translocase subunit Tim10 B
Exons: 1
Coding region: 6-314 (102 amino acids)
Cellular component (GO): mitochondrial intermembrane space chaperone complex
Source: RefSeq, a predicted model, not a curated record
GUGGCAUGAUGGAGCAGCAGCAGCAGCAGCAGCUGAGAAACUUGCGGGACUUCCUGUUGGUCUACAAUCGCAUGACGGAACUCUGCUUCCAGCGCUGCGUGCCCAGCCUGCACCACCGAGCUCUGGACGCGGAGGAGGAGGCCUGUUUGCACAGUUGUGCUGGGAAACUGAUCCACUCCAACCACCGCCUCAUGGCCGCUUACGUGCAGCUCAUGCCGGCCUUGGUACAGCGCCGCAUCGCAGACUACGAGGCUGCUUCAGCUGUGCCUGGCGUUGCUGCUGAACAACCGGGAAAUUCACCAUCUGGCAGCUAGCUAUCCC